UAGCCAAACGGCCUAAAACAAAAACAAAAACAGAACUCGGUGCCGAACAGAGGCAGCGGAGAAGCCAGCCACCGCCACCGCGCGAGGAAGCGACGGCGAUGGCGACGACGCAGCCCCGCCGCCGGAUCCCAUAUCCACCGCUGAUCUCGGUUUGUGCAUCCCUUUGGUGGCUUGCCGCGGCGGCGGCGGCGGCAUCGGUCCACGAGUUCCCGACGGACGGCACCGUCGUCGAGCUCGACGACGCGAGCUUCGACCGGGCGAUCUCCGCCUUCGACUUCAUCCUCGUAGAUUUCUAUGCCCCCUGGUGCGGCCAUUGCAAGCGGCUUGCUCCCGAGUUGGAUAAAGCUGCCCCAGUUCUGGCUCAGCUGAAUGAACCAAUCGUGAUUGCUAAGAUAAAUGCUGACAAGUAUACAAAACUUGCUGCCAAAUAUGAAAUAGACGGGUAUCCUACAAUUAAGCUUUUUAUGCACGGAGUCCCUAUGGAGUACACUGGUCCAAGGAAUGCUGAUUUGCUUGUACGUUUCCUACAGAAGUUUGUUGCACCUGAUAUUUCUUUCCUUGAGUCUGACUCAGCGGUCCAAAAUUUUAUUGAUAUGGCUGGUGCUAACUUCCCUAUGUUCAUUGGCUUUGGCCUGAAUGAAUCUGUUAUCCUGGAACUUGCCCGCAAGUACAAGAAAAAAGCCUGGUUUUCUGUAGCAAAAGAUUUCUCAGAGGAAAUUAUGGUGGCAUAUGAUUUUGACAAAGUUCCAGCAUUGGUAUCUCUUCAUCCCAAAUAUAAUGAGCAAAGUGUGUUCUAUGGCCCUUUUGAAGGAGAAUUCUUGGAAGAUUUUAUACGACAAAAUCAGUUGCCUCUUACUGUACCCAUUAAUUCUGAAACACUCAAGUUGGUGAAGGAUGAUGAGAGAAAAAUUGUCCUAACAAUAGUGGAGGAUGAGUUAGAUGAGAACUCACUAAAAUUGGUUAGAAUUUUGAGGUCUGCUGCAACUGCAAAUCGUGACCUAAUAUUUGGAUAUGUUGGAGUCAAGCAAUGGGGAGAAUUUGUUGACACAUUUGAUAUCAGUAAGAGAUCAAAACUGCCAAAACUUCUUGUUUGGGAUGGAAAAGAAGAUUACCAUAUAGUUGUAGGUUCAGAAGACCUAGACGACAAUGAUCAAGGAUCUCAAAUUAGUCGUUUUCUUGAAGGAUAUAGAGAUGGAAAAACAAUAAAAAAGGAAAUGAAUGGCCCUUCACUGAUUGGCUUCAUUAACUCGUUAGUCAGCAUAAGAACAGUCUACCUUAUUGUCUUCAUAGUUGCUGUUCUAAUGGUCAUUCAGAACUUUAGUCAAACUGAAGAGAACCCCCAAUUUAGAGGAAUCCAAGAUGGUGCAGAAGGCACAGAUGCAAGCACUUCACAUAUCGAAAACCGCAGAGAUUAUCAACCAGGGAACAAGGAAGACUGAUGGUUGAUGCUUUUUUUCUCAGAACACUCAGAUGGUUGUUUCACUGCAAUUUUGUUUCUGUGCACCGCCAUAUUUAUAUAUCAUCAACCCAAACAUGGAAUCAGGAUUGUAUUAAAAAUUGUUUUCUUUCAUUUAUCCACAAAACUAUUUUAUUUGACAUUGUAGAGAGCCCCAUUCUCCUGCAGCUUUUAGCUUAUGUAUGUGCUUGAUAUGUAUGUUAGAUCAAACUGACUUGCACA
Molecule: messenger RNA, 1678 nt
Organism: Musa acuminata AAA Group (dessert banana)
Lineage: Eukaryota; Viridiplantae; Streptophyta; Magnoliopsida; Zingiberales; Musaceae
Product: protein disulfide isomerase-like 5-2
Exons: 5
Coding region: 99-1439 (446 amino acids)
Biological process (GO): protein folding; response to endoplasmic reticulum stress
Cellular component (GO): endoplasmic reticulum
Molecular function (GO): protein disulfide isomerase activity
Source: RefSeq, a predicted model, not a curated record